GGAGUGCGAGGCGCUGCACGAGUCCUUGCCCAGCAUCCUUAGAGCACCCUUGGCUCCGCAGACCGCCGUACCCGUUCGCUGUGCUUGUGUCUGUGAGCCUGCCCUCCUCUCUACAUCCCUCGGCCGCACUCAUCUCCUCGUGCGUCCACAGGUCGAAGGUGCUGCCCGAGAUAAAGAUGAAGCUACGAGGGAAGGUGGCUGGGCUUUGACUUUUGAGCGCAGAGGUCUAUGAAGCAACGAGGUGCCCGCGCUUUCCCUCUCACUACUACCAGGAUGAGGGUGCUGAUGAUGGCCGUCACGCGGAAUUUGGUGCUGAUGAUUCUUUGUGGGGCGUGGACCUGUUCACAGCAGGUACACACACUGUCAGAGGCCAUCAUUUGAUGCUUCAGUGUGCAGGGCCAACUUGUGUGUUUCAGGUGCAUUUGCGCCGUGUGCAGGAGGCCUCUCCGCCGAACGGCACGUCGCUGUCUUCGUCAGAGUAUGAGGGGCUGCUCGGCCUGGUUGGCAACGGCACUACACAGCUCACCUCACUCUACCGGUAGACACGCACAUCAUGCCAACAGAGAAAGCUAAUGGGCCGAUUCCGUCUGUGUGUGUGUUGGUGUGUAUGUGUUGUGUAGGACGUCUGUGCACGGCACCUCCUAUCUCGAUCUGCUGGACAAAGUGGGCGACGCGAAGCCUCUCGUGUUGGUGAUUCGCAAGGACAAGUAUGUGUUCGGCGGCUUUAUCAAUUGCGGCAUACAGCUGCCCGACGACCCCACCGACUGGCACAGAUACGACUGUGAUACGUGGUAUUUCUCGCUGGCCGGCCACUUCACCCAGCCGACCAAGAUAGACAUCACCGGACGGGGUCAGAUUAAUGAAGUAAAUAAUCAGUGGGUGCUUGUGGCGGGGAGAAACGCGGAUGUGGGGGCGAGUGCAAAAGUGUUUGUCGGUGGGGAUCUGCAUCUGGGCUGGGGUGACAAUGAGCGGCCUGCCGCAGACAUUCGCAGCUGCUCUCAGUGGCUUCACGGCAACGAUUUGCCUGAGGGCUACACGGGAGAGACGAUGUACCAAGGAGGUGCUGUGUUCGGUGGGUCAGAAAAAUUCAUGGCUGACGAGAUCGAGGUGCUGCAGGUGGGCAGUGAUAUGGCCUCCGCUGACACGGAAGAGGUAUGUAGACACGCCAUCCGCCCGUUCACUCGAUCGAUGCUUGGUGUGCAUCCCUCGCUGAUUAUUCCCAGGCUUCUGUACAGGGAUCCCUGCCUGACGAGGCGUCGCUGCCUGCGUCAGAACAUGAGGGGCUGCUCGGCCUGCUGGGCAAUGACACCACAGACCUCAUCUCACUCUACCGGUAGACACACACAUCUCAUGCCGUGAUGCCAACAGCUGCCAGACGGCUCGCGCUCUCUCUCUCCCCCCCUCUGUGUGUGUGUGUGUGUGUGUGUGUAGUACGUCUGAGCACGGCACCACCUACGAUGACCUGCUGGACUCAGUGGGCGACGCAAAGCCUCUCGUGUUGGUGAUCAAGAAGGAUGAGUAUAUCUUCAGCGUCUACAUCAGUGCCGGCCUCCGGCUGCCUGACGAGCCGACUGGCGACCAUGAGUACGAUUGUGAUGUGUGGUGGUUCUCACUGGCCGGGCAUUUUCCUACACCGACCAAGAUCGACAUCGGCCGAGGUCAGUGGGUGCAUGUAGCGGGGAGGCAGGGAAAUGCGGGUGGUGCGAAUGUGCACAUCGGUGGGAUGCUGGAUCUGGGCUGGGGUGGAAGUGUGUCUGGCCGGCCUGCUGCCGACAUCCGCAGCUGCUCUCAGUCGACUGACAGCGACGAUCUGCCUGCGGGCUACACGGGAGAGUGGGAGUAUGGCGAUGCUGCCUUGGGUGGGUCGUAUGAGUUCAUGGCGGAUGAGAUAGAGGUGCUGCAUUUGGUGGGGCUGUGAGGGAGGGAGAGAGCUGUGUCUGGUUGUCUGUCUGUCUGUCUGUCUGUCAGGUUGUCUGUCUGGCUGUCUGGCUGUCUGUCUGUCUGUCGAAGUGCUGCACACGGGGCAGUGACUGAGUGAAGUCUAUGUCUGUCUGCCAGUGUGUGUGUCUCUCGUAACUCCCCUUUUCCAUCUCCUAUCGCUCAUGUGAGUGGCUGCCUCCUCUCUCUCGUGAGGCAUCUUAAUUUUCCGAGUCUUGUAUAACAUAGUGAUUCAGUGUCGGCGUAGGUCAAUCGGGCUUACCUGACGGUCAUCUGUGACGCGUCUGGCCUGUCUGCCUGCUUGCCUGCCUGUCUGAAAUGUGUGUGUCUGUGUGUCCUGAUCGAGUACCUAACAGACAGACAAACAGCUGCGUGAGUGACUGGGUGCACGUCGGUAGUCAGUCAAUCGAUUUGACUGAGUGCAGGUGCAUCGCAACAAAUGCAUUCUUCCAU
Vitrella brassicaformis is the source of this 2391-nucleotide messenger RNA. Lineage: Eukaryota; Vitrellaceae. The record is from the annotation of a GenBank genome assembly.